UGAGCUCAUGUUGGGUUGCGUUGCUUCAAUGUCUCGCAGUGAGAGAUGCAAACAAGCGUAAAGAGCCAUUAGAGCUCUAGUGGAAGCAAAGCAAAGGACUGUGCGACUGCAGCUGAUUGUCUCUGCGUGUGUUUGGGACGUAACUCUGAUCGCUGGGAAUCUACUGCGUUGAGAUUUAAGGACACUAGCUGUAUUCGAACCCGAAGGCGAAAUGUCGUUUUUCCAGCUGCCUUUUUCGCUGGUUGUCCUGGAUCUGGAGUGGAUCUGAACUGUUCCGAUGGCUGCAGUCCAGUGAAACCGGCCUGUCUUUGGAUUUGUGUGUGUGUGUAUGAAUGUGUGUGUGUGUGUGUGCAUGGGUCUACGUGUGUGUGUGAGUCUGUAUGAGUGUGAAUGUGUGUGUGUGUAACCCCAGCACAUUUCCUUGGAGGGGUAUUUUGCUGUUUUUGGAUCUAUGGGAUGCGUCUAGAUCGGGCUGGAUCCUCUGGGGGGGCAACAAUGUGGGUUACUGGGAAGGGGAAACCAACAGGACCCUGAGGCUUGUGUAAAUGUGCUUCCCGACCGCCUCAGUCGUCUGAGAAGGUCAGACCUCCCUGUGGCACGCUUGGGCCGCUGGCACUAAGAUGUCCCUCAGUAGUGGCACUGCAGGCGGGAAAGGUGUGGACUCGAAUGCGGUGGACACUUAUGACAGCGGGGAUGAGUGGGAUAUUGGUGUAGGCAACCUGAUUAUUGACCUCGACGCUGACUUAGAGAAAGACAAGCUUGAGAUGUCUGGCACCAAGGACGGGGACGGAAUGGCUGCUGCCUCGAGCGCCGUAGCGGCAUUGCCAGACAACAUCAAGUUUAUUAAUCCGGUGCCUCCUCCGCCAAUCAAGGACAGCAAAUCCAAAGCUAAGCGUAGCAAGAAUUCCAAGGACAGUAGCAAGUCCUUGACCCCUGAUGGGGCCAAGAAGGACGCCCAGGGACGGACCCAAAACGAGGGCACUGGGCCAACCGUGGGAAGUGGUUCCACGACUUUACCUUCUGGGAAAGGUUCCGAUAAAAGUAACAAAGCCUCCCGUAAUGUUCCGAGUGGAAAAAAGGACAAGGAGGGUUCUGGGAAAAGCAAGAAGGAGAAAAACGAAGGGGUACAAGCUGGGAACGUGCCCUCGGAAAAGGACCCAUCGGCACAGGUUAUGCCGUUAGGCCAGGCACGCAAUACUCCGUUUGAGGGGACGCAAAAUUCGGACCUUGUUGGUGCUGAGCAACUAGGGAAUAUUACCCUUGAUACCACUGGAAUAGUCACACCUUUGGCUAUCAAGAGCGAACCAGAAGAAGUGGAAAAUAAUGACUGCAGGACCAUGAAGAAAGUGAAAAGCGAAAAGGUGAGUACACUGGUGUUUUCAUUGCUCUACCAAUAGGACGCAAGCAUUGCA
Labeo rohita (rohu) is the source of this 1412-nucleotide messenger RNA. Its product is annotated as zinc finger protein 609. The coding region runs from base 621 to 1397 and encodes 258 amino acids. NCBI's taxonomy places the organism in Eukaryota, Metazoa, Chordata, Actinopteri, Cypriniformes, Cyprinidae. Gene Ontology annotation, cellular component: nucleus. Gene Ontology annotation, biological process: regulation of transcription by RNA polymerase II. The transcript has 2 exons. The record is from RefSeq and is a predicted model, not a curated record.